CUGAUCCCAACAGCCGGUUCUGUUCUGACUCCAACUCCUCACGGAAAAGAAGCCCGACCACCGCAUUCCCCGUCCCGGCCGGCGGCUACCGCAUCCCCCGAAACCGGCGGCGGGUCUCCUACCUCCCCGGCGAAGCCAGCUCCAGCUCCUGUGAGGCAAGGAGAGGAGGGACCCAGACGGCCGACCGAAACCCUAGCCCUAGCCCCAGCGGCAUCGGUAUGUGACAUCGCCGACGCGGCCGUCGCCGUCGCGCCGUCCCAAGCUACCUCACUUCUCGUCCCCGACGCGUGGCUUCCCCGACAGCGGGGGACAUGGAGCGAGGAGAUACGCCCAAUUCAGGACCGCCAGUUGCGGCGUCAGUGAUGGCGGCGGCAGCCAUGGGAGAGUCCCAGUGUGAGGCGACGCGGCAGAAGAGGAUGAAGAAGAAGCCAAAGCCGGAUGGUGCGGGGUUCGGGGUGGCUCCGUCGCAAUCUCCCCUGCCGGCUGCCACAUUCCUCCAAACCCAUACCCAAUCCCCCGCUCCCGGAACCCCAAUCCUGGAGGAGGCGGUGGCUGUGAGGAAGAGGAAGAGGAAGGUGCGUAAUGAUCAGAAGGCGGCAGCGGAGGGGGACAAACAUGGGGAGGAGCCCAUGCUGGCAGCAACAACGACGAUGAAGAAGAAGAAGAAGCAUAGGGAGCCCAGGUCAUCUCCUUCACUGUCCGCUGCUGCCGCUGCCAAAGAAUCAAUUUUGCAGCAGGGGCCGGAGGUGAACACCAAACAGAAGCGGAAUAAUGAAAAGGGGCCAUCCACCGCCCAAUUGCUUCAAGACCCAGCUCAAUCCCCAGCUCUCGGAGCCCAGAUCCUGGAAGAGGCGACGACCGAGGCUGCAAUCAGGAAGUGGAAAAUGCGUGAUGAGAAGAGGGUGGCGGUACUGCCUUUUGCUCAAAACCAGGAGCAGACGGAGGAGCGCGUGCUGGCGGUGACGACGAAGAAGAAGAAGCGCAAGCGCAAGUCAUCGCCUUCACUGACCGCUGCUGCCACUGUCGAAGCCCCAAUCUUGCAGCAGGAGGCCAAGGUGACCAAGAAACGAUUGCCACUUGAUCCCACGCAAGCUCAAUCACAAGGAACAAAGGCCCCCCGUGCCUCCAAGCCUCUAUCCGCUGCCACAUUCCUUGAAGCUCCAACUCAACCCCUAGCUUCCAGAACCCCAAUGUUGGAGGAGGCGGCUGUGGCGGUGAUGAGUGAGAGGAAGAUUUGUAAGGAGCAGAAGGUGGUGGCACUGCCUCUUUCCCAAAACACUACAUUGGAGGAGCCCGUGCUGGCGAUGACGAUGAUGAAGAAGAAGAAACACAAGGAGCGCAAGUCAUCUCCUUCACUCACUGUUUCCACUUUUGCCGAAGCCCCAAUCUUGCAGCAGGAGGCAAAGGUGACAAAGAAACGAUUGCCACUUGAUCCCACGCAGGCUCAAUCACAAGGAACAAAAGCCCCCCGUGCCUCCAAGCCUCUAUCCGCUGCCACAUUCCUUGAAGCUCCAACUCAACCCCUAGCUUCCAGAACCCCAAUGUUGGAGGAGGCGGCUGUGGCGGUGAUGAGUGAGAGGAAGAUUUGUAAGGAGCAGAAGGUGGUGGCACUGCCUCUUUCCCAAAACACUACAUUGGAGGAGCCCGUGCUGGCGAUGACGAUGAUGAAGAAGAAGAAACACAAGGAGCGCAAGUCAUCUCCUUCACUCACUGUUGCCACUUUUGCCGAAUCCCCAAUCUUGCAGCAGGAGGCAAAGGUGACCAAGAAACGAUUGCCACAUGAUCCCACGCAUGCUCAAUCACAAGGAACAAAGGUUUCCCAUGCUGCCAAGCCUCUAUCCGCUGCCACAUUCCUUGAAGCUCCAACUCAACCCCCAGCUUCCAGAACCCCAAUGUUGGAGGAGGCGGCCGUGGCAGUGAUGAGUGAGAGUAAGAUUUGUAAGGACCAGAAGGUGGCGGCACUGCCUCUUUCUGAAAACACUACCUUGGAGGAGCCGGUGCUGGCGGCGACGAUGAUGAAGAAGAAGAAACACAAGGGGCGCAAGUCAUCUCCUUCACUCACUGAUGCCGCCGCUGCCGAAGCCCCAAUCUUGCAGCAGGAGGCAAAGGUGACCAAGAAACCGAAGCGGAGGAAGGAGGAGGGGCCAUCUACCUAUUCGCCAUUGCAACUUCACCCCGGGUUGACUCAGUCAGAAGGAACAAAGGUUUCCCAUGCCUCAAAGCCUCUACCCGCUGCCACAUUCUUUGAAGACCCAGCUCAAUACACAGCUCCCAGGGUCCCAAUGCUCGAAAAGGCAGUGGCGCUGAUGAGCAAGAGGAAGAUUUGUAAGGAGCAGAGGGUGGCAGCAGUGUGUCUUGCCCAAAAUACUACCUUGGAGGAGCAGAGGGACGACACCAUGGCGGUAAAGGAGAAAAAGGAGUCCAAUCACAUGAAGCACACACUGUCAUCUAUUUCUGCAUCAGCUGCAUCUGAAACCACCAUUUGGGAGCAGAAAGUGAAGGUGACCAAGAAACAGAAGCAGAUGAAGCAGCAGGAGCCAUCUGGCAAGUCACCAUUGUCACUUCACCCUGGCCAGACUCACUCAGCCAAAUCACAAGGAGGCAAAGCUCCACCGGAACAAGAGCGAGAAGCUGAUGCCCGAAAGGGUAGUAGUAUUAAGAAAAGCAAUGGAAAAAUGCCCUGUGUCCGUGUCCUCAGCAAUCGUAAGCUUAUCAAGGAGGCAAGCAAGAGGCAGCCGGCGCUGCCCGAAGGCUUUGUGCCAUUCAGCGAUUUUGUUUCCAAUUGCACGGAGCAGAACCCUGAUGAUUCAUUGCCUUACCGUGCAUUUUUUGACCAGUUCCGCUAUAACCCUGUCCGUAGAGAUCACAAACCCCCACUUCCUAGAACCCCUGAUCAUCUAGCAAGGCUGCUACCUCGGGCGAAUGAAACCUCCAAGGCUUCCAAGACUAACAAUUCUGUAGUUUGCAAGUCAAAGAAGAAAGAUUCAGGUCCAGGCUCACAGGAGAAACUACAUCCACAAGUAAAGGAAAACCCUAAGAAAAUGGGAACCACAAAGCGAAGGAAACCACCACCGUUACUUACCCCUGCUGAGAAGUGCUCAGACAUAUACAGGCGCGUUCCCCUGGAUCAGCUGGUACCACCGCCAUGCUCUCCGCAUAAUCUUUUGCAGGAGAAGUAUGCUUCUGAUCCAUGGAAGGUUAUUGUCAUCUGCAUGCUGCUCAACUUAACACAGGGUAAACAGGUCAAAAAUAUUAUUGAGGGGUUCUUCGAAUGCUAUCCUGAUGCUCACUCUGCAAUUAACGCUGACCCUGAGAAGAUGGCGGGGUAUCUUGAAUGUCUAGGGUUGCAGCAUGUAAAAACAACUAGAAUCCAGAAAUUCUCCAAGGAGUAUGUUGAAAAAGAAUGGACCUAUAUUACUGAGCUUUGUGGUGUCGGCAAGUAUGCAGCUGAUGCUUACGCAAUAUUUUGUGCUGGUAGAGCAAUAGAGGUGGCGCCUAAAGACCACAAGUUAGUUGAUUAUUGGAAGUACGUCUGCUUUGAGCUGCCCCUGAUGCAGAAAGCGCAAAAUGCGCAGGAAGCUGGAGUUCAGGAGCAGGAAUUAGCCGUGAUGAGCUAAAACAGGAAAUUGGGCUGUAGGACACAGCAAGUGCUGCUGAUGUUGUGCUUUGCCUCCUGAAUAGUAUUAUUAAAAACGUGAUGCUGCUGUCUAUGAGGGCAAACCAUUUUUUUUUUAUGCGAUGACUUUGGCUGCGAAUCAUCAUCUUGAUUGUUUGGGCCUUGUACAGGAUGUUGCAAGUUGAAGGCAAAGAAGUUUCUGUCAGUAUUUGAAGUUUAUCUUUAUCUUUAAAUACGUCUUCUUUGUUUGUAGAUAGAUUUACUAUCCUCUGGAAACAAAGUUUUUUUUCUCCCUGGUCCAGUUGACACUGACGGAACAUGUUCCUAGUGUGUUGAAUAAAUUGAGAAGAUUUUGGCGUUUUUCUUAACGAGAGUUUGGUGCCAAGAUCCAUCCAAGGAUCCAAGUUCAGUGUA
This is a messenger RNA of Lolium rigidum, 4030 nucleotides long. RefSeq lists its product as uncharacterized. The coding region runs from base 312 to 3617 and encodes 1101 amino acids. The transcript has 4 exons. Gene Ontology annotation, cellular component: nucleus. Gene Ontology annotation, biological process: DNA repair. NCBI's taxonomy places the organism in Eukaryota, Viridiplantae, Streptophyta, Magnoliopsida, Poales, Poaceae. The record is from RefSeq and is a predicted model, not a curated record. Gene Ontology annotation, molecular function: DNA binding; catalytic activity.